CAGGUUGCCAACGAGGCAGGCUCUGAUACUCAUGCGCAAACACGUCCACCACGCACCUAGGUACGGCGCAUGCGUCCUCCCAAAGCCUUCUCCUCGGCGUCUCCCAUCGAGUUUCCAGUUCCGGCCUCACAGGGGCGGAGAGAAGUCAGGAAAUAUGCGGCUGUCCGUCGCCGCCGCCAUCUCCCAUGGCCGUGUAUUCCGCCGUCUGGGCCUUGGUCCGGAGUCCCGCAUCCACCUGUUGCGGAACUUGCUUACCGGCCUGGUGCGACACGAACGCAUCGAGGCGUCAUGGGCGCGCGUGGACGAAAUGAGGGGCUACGCCGAGAAGCUCAUCGACUAUGGAAAGCUGGGAGACACCAACGAACAAGCCAUGCGCAUGGCUGACUUCUGGCUUACGGAGAAAGACUUGAUCCCAAAGUUGUUUCAAGUACUGGCCCCUCGGUACCAAGGUCAGAAUGGGGGCUACACGAGAAUGCUGCAGAUCCCAAAUCGGAGUAAGCAGGAUCGGGCCAAGAUGGCAGUGAUCGAGUAUAAAGGGAACUGCCUCCCACCCCUGCCCCUGCCUCGCAGAGACAGCAACCUUACACUUCUAAACCAGCUGCUUCAAGGGUUGCGGCAGGACCAGAAAGCAAGCAUCCACGGCUCCCACACAGCUCAAACACCAGGGAUUUGACUGGAGCCAGAGGGUGUGUGGCCCGCUCAUCAAUGCCCAUGAUCACAGGUCUUUGGAGCUCUUUUAAUCUCUAAGAAGAACUGGAGCUAGAGUUGUUAAUGGACAGUUUUAAUGGAGACAAGAAGCUUCUGGGGAGCCAGAUAAUCAUCUCUUUGCAGUAGAUAAAUUCUUUGUAUGAAUAUAUGUAUGUAUAUGGGUGUUUUUUUUUUCUACCCUUGGGAUUUCUGGAGAAUGAGAACUAUCCAAAUGCUCAGUCUCCGUGGGUUAGUAAAUUCACUGCUUAUGUUUCUGGCUCUUAUUCUGAGUUGUGUUUGGUUAGCAGUUUUGUUUUUCUUAAUGCCAGUUUUUAUGGGGCUUACAUCCUAUAAUUCCAAACUGGCCUCCCAAGGUGAUUGAUUUUUGACAUCUAGCAUAGAGACUGAGCCCCUGGGAUUUCUUAGAGAAAGAUUACUUCCUGACAGGCUAGGAGAGUGAACAUCUAGAAUUGAAUCUUCCAUAAUAAUCUGGUGCCUUAGGAAACUUCAAGGAACACUACAACUAUUCCUCUGUUUCUAGGCAGGAUCACAUAUUAUCCUCAUGUGCUCCCCUCAGCCCCAAAUAGGCCUCAGA
Neomonachus schauinslandi (Hawaiian monk seal) is the source of this 1282-nucleotide messenger RNA. It is a transcript of the gene MRPL17, whose product is annotated as mitochondrial ribosomal protein L17. The record is from RefSeq and is a predicted model, not a curated record. NCBI's taxonomy places the organism in Eukaryota, Metazoa, Chordata, Mammalia, Carnivora, Phocidae. The coding region runs from base 32 to 673 and encodes 213 amino acids. The transcript is spliced from 3 exons. Gene Ontology annotation, biological process: translation. Gene Ontology annotation, cellular component: ribosome; mitochondrial large ribosomal subunit. Gene Ontology annotation, molecular function: structural constituent of ribosome.